Molecule: messenger RNA, 924 nt
Organism: Theileria annulata
Lineage: Eukaryota; Apicomplexa; Aconoidasida; Piroplasmida; Theileriidae
Exons: 6
Coding region: 1-924 (307 amino acids)
Source: RefSeq, a predicted model, not a curated record
AUGAGAUCUCUCCUUAUUAUAAAAUCAUAUAUAAUUAUUAAAUUAUUAUCAAAUGUAUUUCAUCCUUCAUAUUCUCUCACAUCAAAUAUAUUAAAUCCACCAUUAGACAAUAAUGUCAAAUCGACUACUGACCUUCCAGUUACACAACAACAACUUGAAACUGAUAUUGGUAAUCACAAUAUUUUAUAUUAUUUUUUAGCUCAAUCGAAUAAUAUUCAUAAUAUCGAUGAUGAAAUUAGAAAUAAAGAGAUCCUAGAUACAGGUGAAAAAAACGAAAUCUCAUUCAACAAUAAUUCUGGCGGAUGUAAUGUGUUAAAGGAUGACUAUAUUGAAGUUGCCCUUGACCCUCAUGAUAUUUUAAAAACUCAGGAACUAAUAUACUCUAUUACUCCAUCAGAACUACGUCUAUAUUUCAAAGAUCGCAACCCGAAGAAGGAACAUACAAAUCCUCCUAAAAAGGGUAAACUGUUUGCAAGAUUUUCAUUUAAUACAAUUGUAACUCCAUUUGAGACUAUCAGUUCGUCCAGAGAAUGUUUUAGACUCUUCUAUAACAAAUCGCCGAUUAUUUUCUGUGGUUCAGACACUAAAACUCGAGAGUUAGUUUUUUAUUUUUAUAUUUUUAGCUCUUUUAUGGUUUCUCUGCUCAAAGCCAAGUUCUGUUUUGUUGCCCACACAGCAUUAGGCCCAUCUCACAACAUAUCUAAAUUUGGUAAAAAGGAAGCAGAACUGCCUGAAUUUUCAAAUAAAAAGAAACGACUGGAGAAUUUGUUCAAAGACUCUUCAGACGUUGGAAUAAACGAACACGAGAACGAUACAACCAACAUAGAUAUCAAGAAUAUUCAAUCAGGGAAACCUCAGAUAUUUUUAAAUGGAGAAGAGGUGAACGGAGAUGAUUCUGAAGCCAAGCCCGGACAAGCCGCAUAG